AUGACUAGUCAUCUAGACGACGAAGCUAUCAUCCCCAUGGUCUCAACCCUUCUCGGCACCGGAGGAACCCUUCCGACGCCGCCAAUCAGAACAUACAGUCGGGAACGAAUGAUGGAACUGAGAACCACGAAAGCAAGCAUGACGAGGCCGGAAAACCUUUCAGAAGAUUACAAUGGCGAGGAUGGAAAAUUUUCUCCCUUGAAAUGGCUUGAGCACCGAUGGGAAAUUGAAGGGAUCAAAAAUCGUCCUAUGUCGAAAAAAAUUGAUUCGCUAUGCGCUGGCGCUGACGAAAAUACGGGUCUUUCUCCACAACGGAGAGCAUUUAUCGGUGGCUGCAAAGCACCAAAUGAUGACAAAGCUCGAGACGGAGAAUACGAAAGAUUGGGAGGUCAUGGGAAGAAUUGGAGAAAUGGAAGCACUGGGGGCGCUGAUAAGUUUGCUCCUAGAGGAGCUGACUUUAAGACGUCAUUCCAAAAAGGAGGGCAGCUUGAUAGGGGCGGUGCUCGUGGGACUGAGUGGAAGAAGGAAUCGGUUCGAGGCGCCAAGUUCGGGUCAAGACGAGAGGAUCGUAUGAAUAGUGUUAGCGGCAGUGAGAAGUUGCCUGAAUGGGCUGAUGGGCCGACGACUAUGGAUGAUAUGAUCGAGCUCCGCGGAUUUGAUGAGCCAAAGAAAGGCAAAGCUAAGAAAAAUCCAAAGGAGAAGAAGGAGAAAGAGGUAAAGCAGCCAGAGGCUACGGAGUGCGUUGCAUCUCGCCCUUCUUCUACGGGAGUGAAAACUGCUGAACCUUUCGAUGAUCCAGCAAUCGCCUACUCGUCCGGUGGUGGAGCUCUCCCUGCGACGGAUCAAGAGCUGGCUGCUCUUUUGGGAUGCCUCGACAUUCAAAAAACUUCUCGGAAGACGGACAGUGAAGACAUGACGAUCACUCAAAAAGGCGACGACUCCGCAGGCGGUACUAGUCGCCUUAGUCGAUUCUUCGGAAAGAAAAGCAAGUCUCCAGAACUGGACGCCAUUCUUGCUUCUGCUGGGGGAGGUAAUGAUGAAAACAUAGCCAACCCCAUGCUCGCUAAACUAUUUGGACAUAGCGGUGGUGAUAACAAUGCAUCUUCUUCUGGACAUAGUGACAUAAAGGGAGGAAUGAGAUUGGAGGAUUUGGAGAAAGGUGUCGAAACGAAAGAACAACCCAAGGGAAGUCCACUGCAGGAUCCGUCUCAACAGGCACAACUGAUGCAUCAUCUUCAAAAGUUCGCUAAGCAACAAGCCGAAGCUGCACAACAUAUGCAACACCACAGACAGGCCACACCACCAAAUGUUGGCCCACAUCACCAACAACAGAUGCAUCACCCAAUGGUUCAUACAGGAAUGCCGAUACUCGCUGACCCAGCUCUUCUUGCCAGCUUUGCUCAAAACCCUUUAGUUCUAGACGCAUACGUUGAGAACCAACUCCAGGAAGCUAUCAAUGCUGCUGUUCGUGCAAAUAAUGGACAACAACUUCCAGCACAGCUCCGUGAACAAUUGAGGAUGGCAUCGAUGCGCAACAAAGCAUUCCUUCAGUCGCAAACUCUCACAUUUGUAACUUUACAACAGCACCAACAAAAUCUCCAGCAGCAUCACCAGCAACAACAGCAUCAUCAACAGCAAAAAGGCCGUACCCCAGCUAUGAUUCCUGCUUCAGUACAACGCCAGCUUCAAAAAGGUACUUCGAAUGCCGAGCAGAAGAAGGAAAAGUCUAGCCAAAGCCCACCGGAAGGUGGUCAGGAAGGUUCUGAUGCUCAGACUCAAUCAGAUGCUGCAAAUCAUUUGAAGAAGUUGCAAAUGCAACAGAACUAUGCUAACAUGGUUCAGGCUAUGAACUCAGGAGUUGGUUGGCAACGGGGAAAUGGUGCUGUCAACGGUCAGCAACAACAGCUUCCACCAAAUGUGCAAAUGCUCAUGCAUCAGCAACAGCAGCAAGCGCAAAUGCAUCACAUUAAAAUGAUGGUGUCUCGUGCUCAACAACAGCAACUCCUCAUGGCCAAACUGGCUCAUAUGCAACAGCAAGCACAGAUGGCUGGUAUGCAAGAGAGACAAGCUUCUAGUCACAACCAUCACCAACAGCAAGCGAUGCCUUCCGAGCUUUCCCAGGUCGGACCCAUCCAAACGCCUCUCGAGAAGUUGCUGGCAGCAGCUGGAGUUCAGGGUUCCCAGUUCACAGGAUCUGGUGAUCGCAUUCCAACUUCGGCUCGUCCAAUGUCACUUGAAGAUCUCGAGAAGCAAUUAACAUCAGUUCCAAAGUAG
This is a messenger RNA of Caenorhabditis briggsae, 2274 nucleotides long. It is a transcript of the gene Cbr-ifet-1, whose product is annotated as Protein CBR-IFET-1. Lineage: Eukaryota; Metazoa; Nematoda; Chromadorea; Rhabditida; Rhabditidae. Gene Ontology annotation, cellular component: nucleus; cytoplasm. Bases 1 to 2274 code for a protein of 757 amino acids. Gene Ontology annotation, biological process: negative regulation of translation. Gene Ontology annotation, molecular function: mRNA binding. The record is from RefSeq and is a predicted model, not a curated record. The transcript is spliced from 9 exons.